Molecule: messenger RNA, 1287 nt
Organism: Drosophila nasuta
Lineage: Eukaryota; Metazoa; Arthropoda; Insecta; Diptera; Drosophilidae
Product: protein takeout
Exons: 4
Coding region: 459-1226 (255 amino acids)
Biological process (GO): multicellular organismal reproductive process
Source: RefSeq, a predicted model, not a curated record
UGGUCUCGUUUAUUUUUGUCUAAUUUAAGUAUAAAUUAAAAUGUGUCAAUUUAUUCCACUUUAUUUUAAAAAUAAUCCAGUUCGAUUCCGGCAUUUUAGAAGUUCAUAGACUGAACCACUCCAGCUGGUUUUAUGAAGAAAUGUGUUUGAGAUGCCUAAUUAAAUUAAUAAAUUUACAUAUGUAUUUAUAUUUCUCUUAUUCUCAUAAUUUGCCAAGAUUGCCUUAUUCCGAAGCCGACAGCGAAGGUGAUUGCGACACUGGCCAGUGUCAAGUUCUACGCGUCAUCAAGCUGAAACGCUAAAGUGAUUUGUGUUUAACACCAGUAAAACAAUAACAUUUAAAUAACGUACCUCUAAAAUGCAAUUAAGCGGCUCUAUAAAAGGCGUCGCAGCCGCAGAAAGUUGAAGCAGUCAUUUGCCAAAAGUGAUUCUGAAAACUUGAAACGGAAAUUAUUAAAAUGAUGGAUAAGAAAGCGUUCGCCUUGUCUCUAGCAUUCUGUUUGAGUUGCUUAUCCUGUUUAGUGCUUGCAUCUGAUCUGCCUGCUGGCAUUCAAAAAUGUUCAAUUAUGGAUGAAAAUUGCUUGAGAGACGGCAUGAACUAUGUCAUAAAGAAUUUUGCAAGGAAAGGCAUCAAGGAGCUUAACCUGGUGCAACUGGAUCCGCUGCUUAUUAAAAAGUUUAGUCUGGGCAAGAAUCCCAAGAGUCCUGUUAAUAUCGAUCUUACAUUCACCAAUGCUAACUUACUUGGGCUUGGCGAUGCACAAGUUAAGAAAGUCACACCUUUUAGUAAAGACUUAAGUCGUGAAAUUACUCUCGAAAUGAUGUCCCCAAGAAUCACGUUGACGGGUCCGUAUGUCAUUGACGGAAAAGUCUUGAUCUUGCCCAUUCGUGGCAAGGGAGAUGCUGAUAUAGUGCUGCAACAAUGCAAGGUCCACGCCGUUGUUAAACUGAGACCUGUCAGCAAGGGACCACAUCAGACGUUUGCUGAGGUGGUCGAGGUAAAGCUUUUCUUGGAUCCCUCACGUGUAACGUACAAAUUCACCGGCCUAUUCAAUGGCGAGAAGGCUCCAAGUGAGAACUUUCACGCUCUGGUCAACGAAAGCUGGCUGGAGGUAUUCAAUGAGUUAAAGGCUGACAUUUCCACAGCUAUGGGGUUAAUUUUCAAAUCGAUUCUGAAUCGAACUCUGGGCAAACUGCCGCUGGAACAGCUCUUUACAGGAGUUUAAGUUUGCAUUUGUUUGUUUUCUUAGUAAGUUUAUUUUAAUAAAUCGUUUUAAAUAAUUCAUA